UUUCUUCAAACAGAAGUAAACAGAGAGACGGCACCCCCUCAACUCCUAGAGAACCGCGGAAACGACCGCCCCCAUCUCUUUCUCUCUAAAAAAUACUUUUCAAACCCCAUUCUCUCUCUCUCUCUCUUUCUCUCUCCUCCGCCGUCCUCCGAUUUCCUCUCUCUCCAACCACCGCUGAUCUCUCUCUCUCACCCGAUCUAGGGUUUCCCCGCUCCCAGAUCCCGAUAUCCGAAACCCUAGAUCGAAUCUUCAGCUGAAUCCGAUCCAGAUCUCUCUCUCUCUCUUCGAUCAUGGAGGCAAUGGAGGAAUUGACUCAGCUCUCUCAGUCAAUGGUGCAGGCCGCAGCUCUCCUCGCCGACGAGGACGUCGACGAGUCGUCGCCGGCGUCGUCGAAGCGGAGCUCCACUUUCCUCAACGUCGUCGCUCUCGGCAACGUCGGCGCGGGGAAAUCUGCGGUGCUGAACAGUUUGAUAGGGCAUCCGGUGCUGCCGACGGGGGAGAAUGGGGCGACGAGGGCGGGGAUCAGUAUUGACUUGCAGAGAGAUGGGUCGCUGGGCAGUAAAGCGAUCAUAUUGCAGAUUGAUAACAAAUCUCAGCAGGUUUCAGCGAGUGCUCUUAGGCAUUCUCUACAAGAUAGGUUGAGCAAGGGGAGCAGGGGUCAAGGAGAUGAGAUAUAUUUAAAACUCCGCACCAGUACAGCUCCUCCGUUGAAAUUAAUUGAUCUUCCAGGCUUAGAUCAGAGGGUUAUGGAUGAUUCAAUGGUUACUGACUACGCUGCACGUAAUGAUGCAAUAUUACUAGUUGUAGUGCCAGCUGCCCAAGCACCAGAAAUUUCUUCUUCUCGUGCCCUCAGACUGGCCAAGGAACUUGAUGCUGAAGGGACAAGAACAAUUGGAGUUAUUAGCAAAAUUGAUCUAGUAACUACAGACCAGAAGGUUCUUGCAGCUGUUCAGGCUCUUCUGUUGAAUCAGGGGCCAUCAAAAACUUCUGAUAUUCCAUGGGUGGCUCUGAUUGGCCAAUCUGUUUCUAUUGCUUCAGCACAAGCUGGAUCAGUUGGUGAAAAUUCACUUGAAACUGCUUGGAAAGCUGAGAGUGAAAGUCUCAGAUCUAUACUGACUGGAGCCCCUCAGAGUAAGCUUGGUAGGGUAGCUUUGGUAGAUACCCUUGCCAAACAAAUACGUAAGCGAAUGAAAGUCAGGCUUCCCAACCUUCUCUCUGGGUUGCAGGGAAAGUCUCAGAUUGUGGGGAAUGAAUUGGUAAGACUUGGUGAACAAAUGGUACACAGCGCUGAAGGAACUAGGGCCAUUGCUUUGGAACUCUGCAGAGAAUUUGAGGAUAAAUUCCUCGAACAUAUUGCCACUGGUGAGGGUGGAGGAUGGAAAGUUGUUGCUAGUUUUGAAGGAAAUUUUCCCAACAGAAUCAAACAGCUUCCACUUGACAGACAUUUUGAUAUAAAUAAUGUGAAAAGAAUUGUCCUCGAAGCAGAUGGUUAUCAACCUUACUUGAUAUCUCCUGAAAAGGGGUUAAGAUCUUUAAUAAAAGGUGUUCUGGAGCUCGCAAAAGAACCUUCGCGCCUUUGUGUAGACGAGGUGCAUCGUGUUCUGCUUGAUAUAGUUUCUUCUGUUGCAAAUGCUACACCUGGACUAGGUAGAUACCCACCAUUCAAGUGUGAGGUUGUUGCCAUUGCAUCUGCUGCUUUGGAAAGGUUUAAAAAUGAGGCCAAAAAGAUGGUUGUUGCUCUAGUUGAUAUGGAACGUGCUUUUGUUCCUCCACAACAUUUCAUCCGCUUAGUUCAAAGGAGGAUGGAGAGACAGCGGCGUGAAGAUGAGCUGAAGAAUCGAUCCUCAAAGAAAGCACAUGAGGCGGAACAAGCCAUAUUAAACAGAGCAACAAGCCCUCAAACAGGAUCCCAGCAAACAGGUGGUACCUUGAAAUCAAUGAAAGAGAAAAACCAAAGUGAUAAAGAUGCGAAAGAGGGUUCAACAUUACAAAUUGCUGGUCCUGCUGGAGAAAUAACAGCAGGAUAUUUGCUGAAAAAAAGUGCCAAAACGAAUGGCUGGAGCAGGCGAUGGUUUGUGUUGAAUGAAAAAAGUGGAAAACUUGGAUACACAAAGAAGGAAGAGGAGAGACAAUUCCGUGGUGUCAUCAUUUUGGAGGACUGUAGUGUGGAAGAGGCGGAUGAUGAGGAACCCCCUAAAAGUUCCAAGGAAUCAAAGAAAGCAAAUGGAUCGGAUACUAGAAAAGUUUCAAAUCUUGUCUUCAAGAUAACGAGCAAGGUCGCUUACAAAACUGUUCUUAAGGCUCAUAGUGCUGUUGUCUUGAAGGCUGAGAACAUGGCGGACAAAGUUGAAUGGGUUAACAAAAUAAGAAAUUUAACCCAAUCAUCUAAGGGAAGUGCAAAGGGACCUGGUCCUGAAACUACUUCCUCAAUGAGGCAAAGCCACUCAGAUGGUUCUCUAGACACAAUGACGAGAAGACCUGCUGAUCCUGAAGAAGAACUUAGAUGGAUGUCCCAGGAAGUUCGAGGUUACGUAGAAGCUGUUUUGAACAGUCUUGCUGCAAACAUUCCAAAGGCUGUUGUGCUUUGUCAAGUGGAAAAAGCUAAAGAAGAUAUGCUGAAUCAAUUGUAUAGUUCUGUAAGUGCUCAGAGCAAUGUAAAGAUUGAAGAGCUUCUACAAGAGGAUCAAAAUGUCAAGCGGAGGCGAGAGAAGUUCCAAAAGCAGUCAUCUCUGCUCUCGAAGCUUACUCGUCAGUUAAGCAUCCAUGACAACCGAGCAGCAACUGCUGGUUGGUCUGAUAGCAGCGGUGGAGCAGAGAGUCCAAGGACACCAAGAGUCGAAUCCGGUGAUGACUGGAGAUCAGCAUUUGGUUCAGCGUCAAAUGGACCAUUAAGUCAUUCUAACUCCACUGGUAGGUCAAGCAGUGCCAAUGGUCACAGCCGAAGGCAUGAGUCAUCCCAGAAUGGUGAUGUAGGAGGAUACGGACCGAACUCUGGCAGCCGCCGGACUCCCAACCGGCUGCCACCNNNGCCACCGGCACCCCCUGGCAGUGGCAGCUCCUCAUCGAUGUUCAGGUUCUAGCUAGGUUUCAGGUUUGAGGGUUUAGGUUCGAUCAUAUAUUCUUUUGUUACAUUCAGCUCCCUUUUGCUUGUCAAUGUUUCGACAAGUUGGGAGGUUCAGGCCAUUCCAGGGGGUGGGAAAGAAGAAGCUUGUUUAACGUUUGUAUCCUUACAUAUUGAUAUGAUUUAGAUGAAUAGAGGAAAUUUAUUUCCUCGGAAUAGAGUUCUGAGGAUAUACUGGAAAACAAUACAUCGGUGCCGUUGGUGCCUUUGUUUAUCCAUUGCCUUCAGUGUCGAUUUUCGUAUUAGUUCAAGGCGUACACAGUUCCCCUGUAUUUCAUGUUCCAGUUCAUCAAUCAGAUGAAGACGAUGCUUGUGUUCGGAUGUAAAAUUUUUUUGUUUUUUUGUUUCUCUUCUUUUCUUUUCUUUGUAUGUUUUCCUUUGUAUCUAGUAUCAAUGCUCUUGAUAAUACCGGAUGAAUUUAGCUGUUUCCAUCUCAAA
Asparagus officinalis (garden asparagus) is the source of this 3559-nucleotide messenger RNA. RefSeq names its product dynamin-2A-like. Gene Ontology annotation, cellular component: cytoplasm; microtubule; membrane. Gene Ontology annotation, molecular function: GTPase activity; GTP binding; microtubule binding. The record is from RefSeq and is a predicted model, not a curated record. The transcript has 22 exons. Lineage: Eukaryota; Viridiplantae; Streptophyta; Magnoliopsida; Asparagales; Asparagaceae. Bases 291 to 3080 code for a protein of 929 amino acids.